AUGAACCCAGGAGAUCUUCCUAACAGGGUUUGUUUUCCUGAAGAACUUCUUGACUCCAAAUGGUGGGAGGGGCCGAGAUGGUUGUACGGGCCGCGUUCUGAAUGGCCUAACUGCGAUGUCACUCCUGAUGAAAAUGAAGUUCAAAUGGAAAGGAGAAAAACGCCUUUGAUUUCAGCUUUAUCCCAAGAACCAGGUGUGUUUUGCUGCGAAAGAUUAGCCCGGUACUUUUCUUCUUAUCACCGGAUCGUUCGAAUGGUUGCAUGGAUGAUAAGGUUUCUGUGGAACAAAUAUUCAAAGAAGGAGAAGCGCUCUGGAGAGCUGUCUUUGUCGGAAAUCGCAAGAGCUGAAAAGGUGGUUCGGAAAUCGAUACAGGAUGAAGCUUUUGAAGGGCUAGGUGAUAAACAGCUCAAAAAUUUGAAGCCACACAAAGAUAAAGUCGGACUGAUGCGUUUGAGAACCCGUAUUUGGGCGAGAAAAGACCCUGAAGACUUCCGUGCACCUUAUAUUCUUCCUUUCCAGCAUGUCAUUGUUGACAGAUUGAUCCACGACUUGCACACACAGAAUGGGCACAUUGGACGGCAAGGUCUUCUGAACCUUCUAAGAGAAAGAUUCUGGAUCGUUAGAGGGAGGCAAGCUGUGAGAAGAAUUGUGUCUGCGUGUGUGAUAUGCAGGCGUUAUAGGGCCAAGGCAUUGGAAGUCAAGUCUCCACCGCUCCCGGAGAAUCGGGUAAGAGACGCUCGUGUGUUCGAAAUCAGUGACACGGAUUUUGCUGGUCCACUCUACCUUAAAAAUGGAGACAAAGUUUGGGUGUGCAUAUUCACCUGUGCUGUUUAUCGUGUCACACAUUUGGAAUUGGUUACUGCCAUGUCAACGGAAGCCUUCAUCAUGGCGUUUCGACGUUUCAUUGCGCGUUGGGGCAGACCUUCCUUCAUGUACAGUGACAAUGGUACAAACUAUAAGGGGUUCAAAAAUGCUCUCGAUGGAAUUGAUUGGCAGAGAGUAGCGUCCCGCGGUUUGGUGAACCAAAUUGAAUGGCGCUUCAACCCACCCACAGCAACAUGGUGGGGCGGGUUCUGGGAACGCUUAAUAGGGAUUUUGAAAGUUCAUCUUCGCAAAAUUCUGGGACGGGCUUCACUCACUUUUGAAGAGUUGAACACCGUGAUCAGUGAGUGUACUGCUUAUAUCAAUUCUCGCCCCAUCACCUAUACAUCGGAUGACCCCAGUGAUCCGGUGCCUAUUACUCCUCAAAUGUUCAUUGGAGAUAUUCAAGAAAUGGGUGUCCCUGACUUGGACGAAGUUGAUGCGAAGAGUUUACACAAAAUCAGAAGCGGAUGCAUUGGCCGAUGGCAGUGGUUGAAGAACUGA
Molecule: messenger RNA, 1365 nt
Organism: Diorhabda sublineata
Lineage: Eukaryota; Metazoa; Arthropoda; Insecta; Coleoptera; Chrysomelidae
Exons: 1
Coding region: 1-1365 (454 amino acids)
Biological process (GO): DNA integration
Molecular function (GO): nucleic acid binding
Source: RefSeq, a predicted model, not a curated record